CAAUCUUAAAUAGUACAGUAGUCAAAAUGGGUUUACCAAACGUUCUUGCAUUUUCUAUUACAAUGUAUGUGUUGGGGAGCAUGCAUCCAGUAUUUGGACAUACACCAUGUAGUACUUGUACAUGCACACCUGUGGAGGAAGUUAAUUGUAGAUGUGACUGCAGCCGCCGAUGUAAUACACAAGAAAUUGGAUUUCUGGUGAGAUUGAAUAGCAAUUUAAUGAACAGACCGAAAGGAUCCGAUGUCAUAUAUGAUGCCGUUAUUACAAAUGAUGGUAAUGGCUAUAAUCCUUCAACAGGAAUAUUUACAGCACCAGUUCAAGGACUUUACUCUUUCUCUUGGACAACUACUACCCAAGCUAACAAAUGCUUCUUCACGUACCUGGCUGUGAAUGGAAAUAUGAUUGCAAGAAACCAUGCAGGAAAAGAUAAUGUCAACCUAUCAGCAAGUCAGACUGUUGUUGCUCAUUUGAAGACACAUGAUAAAGUAAAUAUUAAGGUCCAAGAUAAUUAUUUCGCUGAUCUUAUGUAUGGUGAAGGAUGGUCAACCUUUUCAGGUUUUAGGAUAUGAGUUUUUUUUUAUUUGCUAUUUAUUUAUGAUCGCAAAAUAAAAUUAAAGCAUACAUGUA
Mytilus californianus (California mussel) is the source of this 627-nucleotide messenger RNA. RefSeq names its product cerebellin-2-like. The transcript is spliced from 3 exons. NCBI's taxonomy places the organism in Eukaryota, Metazoa, Mollusca, Bivalvia, Mytilida, Mytilidae. Gene Ontology annotation, molecular function: protein binding. The coding region runs from base 27 to 569 and encodes 180 amino acids. The record is from RefSeq and is a predicted model, not a curated record.